Sorghum bicolor (sorghum) is the source of this 1856-nucleotide messenger RNA. RefSeq lists its product as uncharacterized. The record is from RefSeq and is a predicted model, not a curated record. NCBI's taxonomy places the organism in Eukaryota, Viridiplantae, Streptophyta, Magnoliopsida, Poales, Poaceae. The coding region runs from base 63 to 782 and encodes 239 amino acids. The transcript has a single exon.
CAUACUUCCCUAGCUCGCUGUCAGUAUCACCCUUCGGGCAGCCUAUCCCUAAUUGGUGAGAAAUGCCACAGAAGCAGCAGCAGAAACCUAGCUUAGCCGCGUUACUGCGUCCCGCCGUAACUUACGGAAACGGAGCAACAACAACAACCUGCGUCCACGCGGCCGAAACUCCGUGGAACCCCACGCUGCGAGCGAGACCUCAGCUCAAGAUGGCGACGACUUGCAAUUGCAACGAACCAAACCACCUACAAAAGGGCUCCUCCCCUCCCACUUCGCAAGCACCGUCAACAACCAGAACCAGAGCAAGCCCCACGGGCCACGAUCCUGACAUCGACCGCUCCAUCUCCAUGGCGCUCAACUUCCUCCGACCAGGCGUCCCCGGGAUGCAGCCAGUCGGCGACCUCCACACAGCCAAGUCAGCGAUCUUGUUCGGGGUCAUCAACGGCCUCUUCUCGCCGCCCGUCCUGGAGCUCUGCCUCUGCACCGGUGGCCGCCGCCGCCGCAGCCCGUGCGGCGGCGACGACGACGACGACGCGGAGCAGCAGAUGUACUACCAGCUCGCAAACUUCGUGCUCGCCAUGCUCGGCGUCGCCCUCCUGUUCGUGGACAUGGCGCUCUCCUCGCGGGCGGUUAUUUUCGCCUCGCCGCUGUGGCCGGCCGUGGUCAGGUGGAUGGUGUGGCUCACGAAGGCCUUGACCUGCGGCACGCUCCAGUUUGGCGUCAACGUCGUGUAUUUCUGCCUCAGGAUGCUGUUGGCUAGGUUCAUGCUCGUUUCUGCCUAACUUCGUUCGCCAUUGUUUCCAAUAGCAAAAAAAGGGACGGACCUCUCACGUUAUUUUUCACACACAGUAACCUAAUUCAAUUCAAAAAAAAUUUCGCCUAUAUAAAGCUUGUGUACUCUUAAUAUUUUUUAUGGAGUUCUGAAAUCAGGUGUUCAAAUAAAUCCAUGGUAGUGAAGCGCAGUGUGUGAUCCUUUUCAUUAUUAUUCGAUUCGUGUGUGUUCACGAAUCACGAGCACGUACUGCUUGAUAAAAUACAGUUUAUCUUUCUGUGCAGUAAAAAAUGGCAAACCGAUCGAGAGGAAUAACUGUAGCAUUGAGCACCACAUUGUUAACGGUAACGGAAUUGAUAUGGUUAACGAGAUAGUGCCAGCCAGGUAUGUCCAAAUGUAUUCCCAUCAUCACAAGAGACGAGACUCGCUGAUAAAUUGUUGAGACCUCAGGUAAAACUGCUGAAAAUGAAAGGUGAUGGAUUACUUUGCAGUAUUCUGAAUACCAGGGCACUUGAAUCGUCACUAAGUCACCACGUAUUUAUUUUGAAUGUCCAGCGCUGCAGUUUAUUAUUCACCAAGCAGCUCGUGGUUCAACAUUAAAGCAGAAGGCCUAUCUUAUGUCGCCAUUGCCCGUUGUCAGGCAAAUGCAGGAGGAAGCAACCACUCUGAAGGAAAAGGCGGGAGGGCAAAGCAACUAACAUAAGAAGCCUACUGCGUACUGUCCAACUCAUGGCAGUCAUAUUCCUAGGCAACAUUGUUCACAUUACUUCUGCUCCGUGUUCAAGUUUAUGUACCUCCGACCUCAAAAAGAAAAGUUACUACCAUACCAGGGAUCGAGUCAGAUUUGCAACCAAAAUACCAGCCGUGUAGCUAGCUAGUAUGAUACAAGAACAUCAAUGUACUAUACGGGGAAUGGAUAGCAAGAGACAGAUUCUCCAUGUGAAGCACCGGAUCAGAUCAACCUGGGGUGCCUUUGUAUCUAGGAUGAGAUUGGCCAGAGGAUUGUCCCGCAGCGUCUGCAGGAAUGUAGGGAAUGUAGGAAGCAUGGCCAGCAUCCGAUCCCUUCUGCUUGUUUACAGGUUUA